Messenger RNA from Batrachochytrium dendrobatidis JAM81, 756 nucleotides. RefSeq lists its product as uncharacterized. The record is from RefSeq and is a predicted model, not a curated record. Lineage: Eukaryota; Fungi; Chytridiomycota; Chytridiomycetes; Rhizophydiales. The transcript has 4 exons. Bases 1 to 756 code for a protein of 251 amino acids.
AUGAUGUUUGCUCAAGUAGCUGCUGCAAGACUGCCCGCUAAAACAGUGUUUUAUUCUAGGCACAGUUUCCAAGCAAUCAAGCCUGUCUUGACAUUUUCCAUACCAAGAUUGUAUUCCAACUUGCCUCAAUCACAGGACAAGGAUGAGUAUGAAUCGGUUAAUGUUCCUCCACUUAGAAGGGAUACCACAUCACCACAAGUAUAUGGCCGAAUUAAACAGAUCCUUGCUAGUACCAUGAGUGUUACUGCUGGGUUAGAUUCCACACCUGAUCAUAUUGAGGCACUAAAACGUGCACAAUUGGCACUACGCAAAAAUAAGUACCCACGUAUUCCUGAAGAAGGCGAGGUGAUUGAAGCACGUCCCAACUAUUUGAGUCGUUUGGCUGCAGAUGGAGGCAACAAGAUUUUGAGGCUCAAGCACAGCUAUAUUCAUGUGGAUUUUACACGAUUUAUUGAACUGUGUACUAAUAUUCAAGCUGAUAUUACUGCAAGAGAUGGCGAGGUUAUUUUAUCCAAGGAAAUCAAACAAAAGUUUUUGCGGGGCCGUGGUCGAUAUGGAGCUACACCACAUAUCAAGACAGCGUUGCUUAAAAUCGUGUUACAAGAGCGUGAAAAGCCAUUUGAUGUCCGCCACAAUGAUCCUUUGGAAUGGAUUCGCUGUCGUUUGAGAAAGGUACACAAGGAAUUUACUCCCAGUGCCGAAGAGCUGUAUACCAAGAUUCGUAAAGAAUGUCCGGUGAAGCCUAUAUAUGUUUAA